AAUAUUUCAUACAAUUCGUACACGGCUACUUAAGCAUGAUAAGGAUAAUAUUUAAAUUAGUAAUGUAUUUCACGAGAAAAAUCGUCGCAAUAUGUUAUAAUUUUAACGCGAAAAAUGCAUUUGUAUAUAUAUUAUCUGAGAGUUUAGAUAACGUCAAUGAAACGAGUGCGAAAAAUAUAACAUCAGUAGUCCCUAGAAUCACGUUGUUUUGUUUUGAUUCGGAUGGAAUUUAAUCAUAUCUACUCCCAAUUUUUCUCGUACUAGCCUUGAAGAUUAUAAAACUUAGUCUCUUAAUUUAGGACGAGUGAAAUUUUGUCGUACGCAUGAAUUUUUAAUUCAAACUUCAAAUGAACUAGUCGUGCGAAUUAUACUCUUUACUGCACGUAAAUGAGUAGAAGGUUAUUGAGUUUCCGUGUAUAUCGAGUGUCUAUUCGAUCAAUGAAACACUAUUCAUAAUGAAUGUUGUACGAAUUAACUCAAGAAAUGUGAUUUUCAUUCUUUUGGCAAUUUUGUCAAUUACUGUAAAAGAGGUUCAUUUGGGUUAUGAUAGUGUGAUUAAUUAUGCAAUGAAAGAGGCCAAUGUGAAUUCCACGCCUGCAUUUAAUAGUAAAAAGGAAGAAAUUGCAAGAUCGUGUCCAGGUGGUGUUGCUUGUUCAGAAUUAAGUGGAGAAUGUUUAAAAUGUAAUUUAGAUCCUAAUUGUGUAUACGGAGAUGUAUAUUUUGCUAACUGUUCCGUUUUGGAACACAUUGAUUGUGUUGGUGAGCAAUUCUUCCAAAAAAAAUAUGUAUGCCGUUAUUGUUAUCAAACGGAACACUGGGAGCAUGAAUGUCAUCAAAAAAAUUCUUGUAGCUCUGUAGCUUCUCCUCGACAGUAUUAUAGAACAAAUUGUACAGUAAACGGUGAUAUAUUGUGUUUAGGAAGACGUAAAUUUAUGAAAAAUUUGUUAUGCAAUUGGACUGUAGGAUAUCGUUGGUCCACUGCUCUAAUUUUAAGUAUUACAUUAGGAGGUUUUGGAGCUGACAGGUUUUAUUUGGGUCAUUGGCAAGAGGGAAUUGGUAAAUUGUUCAGUUUUGGAGGACUCGGAGUAUGGACACUGAUUGAUGUAAUACUCAUUUCAAUGAGAUAUUUAGGUCCAGCAGAUGGAUCAUUGUAUAUUUAGAAUUUACUAUGUAUAGAUAAUUUAAUUUAAUUUAUUUCUUUGUAUAUGGAAAAACAUCCCUUUAAUGUACAGUGCGGUUACAAUUAUAAUAGUGCGUCACUACAACUUCUGGAGUUGGUAAUACAUUAACUGUGUUCAAGUAGUCUAACAAGAUUAUUUUUAAAUAAAGUGGUCGAUCCGGAGAAGAAA
Osmia lignaria (orchard mason bee) is the source of this 1349-nucleotide messenger RNA. It is a transcript of the gene amx, whose product is annotated as TM2 domain-containing protein 3 almondex. NCBI's taxonomy places the organism in Eukaryota, Metazoa, Arthropoda, Insecta, Hymenoptera, Megachilidae. The record is from RefSeq and is a predicted model, not a curated record.